AUGGCACACGGCGAGCCCAUUUUGUACAGCUUAUACAUCUAUGCGCCCAACAAAGUGGCACCUGUCAUUUUUGCCGUACUCUACGCCGUAUCUGCAAGCCUCUUCAUCUGGCAAGCCAUUCACUAUGGAUCGUUGAAGUUGACAUGGUUGCAAUUGGUCUCGGCGUGUCUAUUCAGCCUUGGCUACGCACUGCGCGAGUAUGGCGCGUACAACUAUCUAUAUAGGGAGGACAGCAGCUCGCCGCUGAUCCUAUUCGUCCUCAGCCAAGUCUUCAUAUACGUGUGCCCGCCUCUCCUCGAGCUCGCCAACUACCACGUUCUCGGCAGAUUAUUCUACUACGUCCCGCAUCAGGCCCCCAUUCCAGCGGGAAGGGUACUCGGUAUCUUCGGCGGCCUUAUGGCGGCGGUAGAGCUUCUCAAUGCUCUAGGGGUCUCACUGGCUUCGAAUCCGUCGGCCGACUCCGCUCAGCAAUCCCUCGGCAGCAACCUGACAAUUGCCGCGCUCAGCAUCCAGCUUGCCGUCAUCUUAAUAUUUGUCUGUCUUGCAGGGCUCUUUCAUUGGCGCUGUGUUCAGGCGAAAAUGAGUUCUGCAACCAUCAAGACCAUCCUCUUGGUGUUGUACGCAAGCAUGCUGCUUAUAUUUUUGCGCUGUAUAUAUCGCCUCGUGGAACACGUCGGCCCGACCAACAAAGACCUGACCAACAUCGACGCACUUCGAAAGCUUAGUCCUCUUUUUCGAUAUGAGGUCUACUUCUACGUCUUUGAAGCAACAUUUAUGCUCAUCAACUCGGCUCUCUGGAACAUUUGGAAUCCGGGGCGGCUGUUGCCCCAGGACUACCAUAUCUACUUGGGGCGGGACGGAACGGAACUUGUUGGCGAAAAGGAUGUGGAUAACCGCCCUUCCUGUGACGAGGCCUACGAGGGUCUGUCGGAGACCUCCAAGAUCUCGUACAGCAACAUCUCCAACUGCGCCAAGCUUGCGACAAAGCUGGCUGUCACCGACUGCGCUCGCAAGGCCGACAAAAUCAAUGUCUAG
This is a messenger RNA of Purpureocillium lilacinum, 1035 nucleotides long. NCBI's taxonomy places the organism in Eukaryota, Fungi, Ascomycota, Sordariomycetes, Hypocreales, Ophiocordycipitaceae. The record is from RefSeq and is a predicted model, not a curated record.